UCGAGUGCGAUGUCACGUGGUCAGUACGCUCCACGCUCCUAACCUGAAAAUGACUUCGUGGAGUAGAAUACAGUCGGGCUUCGAUGUCAAUGAUGAGACUAUUAAUUUUGGGACACGGAUAAUCGCGGAAAACAACGGUUCGCUGUACGAGGCAUGCACCGUGGCGACGAUUCAAUCGUUUGAAAAGGUGGAGCAACAACCGAAUGUUAUAGCAUCUAUUCAACAUUCCAAGAUUUGUGUAGCAAUUGACAAGUCUAUUACAAUCUUUAAAGAUGAAACGUGCGAUGAAAUAUUAUGUAAUAUUAGCUUUCCCUCCAUGAUAGCCAGUUACUCCGUUUCCAAGGACGGUUUCUUUUUAUUUGUGGUGCUCGCAACCAGGAUUUUAUACUGUUUACAUUUAUCGGAUGGAAAAAUAAUUUUUACCAAAACUAUACCUGAUAACGAGGGUAAUGUGAUAGAAAUAUUUUUGAAGGAGCAAAGUGAAGAAACAUUCAUAAUUCUUGUCACAAAUACUGGAGCUAUUUACAGAUUCUGCAAAUUUUAUCCUAAAGCUUUAGAAAUUGCAUUUACUAGUGAUGAUAAAGUUAUGGUUGCAGAAUAUACUGCAGAUAUUCAAUGUUCUCAGCUGUUUAAAGGAUUUGCUCCUUUGAAGAGUGUGUUACAGUUUCUUAAUGCUACAGUAGAAGCGCCAUCAGAAGAACUAUCGAUAGCUAUAGUUGGAACAAAUUCGAUAUUUACUUGGCCUAAUGAACAAUACAUUAAUUUUCAAAGUGUAUUUUCUUUUGGAUAUAAAAAGAUAAAGUCGCUGCAUGGCAACAGUAAAAUGCUUUGUCUACGUACAGAUCAGAUAUUAAAUAUGAUAUGUCUGAAUACAUUUCUUACAUUGAAAAUAUACGAUGGGCCAGUGUUUGAUUUCAGUGUAAUACAUCAUGAUGAUGCUGAUCAUUGUGAAAUUUUAUUUUUAACCCAUUCUAAGGACAAUUACGCUACGUAUAUUUUACGUGUUAUUUCUUAUCCAGAUUUUGAACAGAAAUUAGAAAUCAACGUAUCUACCAAUACUUAUUUAUUGGAUGUUUUACACGCUUCUGACAAUCUAUUUUAUAUAGAGGGUAUUAUAUCUACUGAGACUGGUAUUAUCGACACGUUUAGAAUAAAAACGAUAUUGGAAAGUAUUCCCGAAAUACGUUUAGCGAGAUUAUUAAAGAAGAGACACUUUGAUGCAGCUCAAGCUUUUGCAGAAAAAUUAAAUCUUUCAGUGGAACCCAUUUAUUGUUCUAAAGCAGCAUUGCUCGUGGAACAGCUCAGUCCCUGGGCAAAAGCUGCUUCUAAUUCAGUUAACGUAGAUACACUGAUAAAUAUUCUAGAUAAAAUACAAGAUGUGCAAUAUGUGAUUGAAUGUUGUAGUAAAGCUCUCAUUUCUGAUUAUAUACAAAUGAAACGGAUAUAUUCAUAUGCUCGGCAAAGAAUAACGCAAAAUAUUAAGAUAAAAGAUAUAAAUGAUUCGUUGAAUACCAGUUUAUCGGUAAUAAACGACGCUUUAUAUAGACUUGAGACUUUCCAAAUGAUCCAAGAUACCGAGGUAGAUACAUUAUUGAAUGACGACGCAACUAUGAAAGAAUGGAUACGAUUUUCACAAGCAAAUUUAUUAGAAGAAUGUACUACUCGUUUGAACAUGGGUCAACUAAAAUCUGCUACGUUAAUUUGGACGAGACAUCUUCCUGAUCUUGUACAACAUAUAUCUAUGCAGACUGUACGAAACAUUUUUACAAUUUUACCUGAAGAUGUGGAUCCAUCAUAUUUAUGGCCGUGGCUUAUUCAUUUUAUACCAACAUUAUUAUCCUUAUUACCUGAUACAAUAAAUGAGAUUAUGUCUUGGAGUUUAAAAAAAUUAAAAUAUCUUGAGAUAUCUCAUCGUACAGUAUGGCCAGAAAUUGGCACAGAGUUUGCUAAAAAGUUUAUAAAAUUGCUUAAAUUUGAAGAUAAUCAAUCGGUGUAUUUUCAUCAAGAGUACAGAUAUCAGAAUUCUCUACUGAAACAGUUUAUGGUUCUGUUUCAAGCUUUAUCCGACAUUCAACAACUGAAGAUUGUUUACAGAUUGAGGGUACCUCUUGAUAUAUACAUUGACUCACCUGUAGAAGCAAUUUACAUGUUGUUGGAUAAAAUACAUAUUGACCAAAUAUCGAAUUUUGCGAACACAUUCCUAAAACAAUACAUAUUUAACAAUAAUUUACAAAACGAUACUGUUCUCUGUACAUAUAUCCAGAAAAUUAUAAAAAAUUCGUACAGUUGGUGGUUUAACGAAGAAGCCGCAUGGGAGAAAAGAGUUACUAUUUUAAUAGGCCUUAUACACAAUAUGGAGAAACGACUGGAGCAAACUUUGAUAGUUUUAAGAAAAGCACCGGUGCCCUGGAGUUCAACUAUAGCUACUCUAGCAGAAACAGGCAUUAAUUACGACCACAGUUUAUCUUUUAAAAUUAAAAUUGAGUGCGAUUACGUUCCAAUAAAGCUCAUUUUAAUGAAAUAUGGAUAUGCAACAAUUGGUGUGAAUAAUAAAUUAAUAUCGCGUAUAAUAAAAGAAAAUUGCGAUUCUAUGAUUAACGAUAUAGAUGUGCUAACUAGAAACGAUCAGCAAUUAAGACAAGAUGCAUUUUGUCGAUGUUUAAACGUACGAUUAAAUGAAAAGAAUUUCGAAAAAGCAAUGGAUAUAAUACAUCAUUUAGAAAAUGAUGUUGCUAGCGCUUUAUAUUGUUAUGAAGGAAUUAUUAAUUAUAUUGUCGCAGCUUUCUCUUUUCAGAAUGCAACGUCUUUGGUCUAUCAUAUGGAAAUAUUGGGUUGCUUAGAGUUUAAAAUAUAUAACUUAUUAACACAGUCAAGUGUUUGUCCCUAUCGUUGCAACAAUAUUAUCAAAAUGAUAAAAGAUUUAAGGUCAUUGUAUGCACUGAAGAAAUAUUAUAAGAUUAAUAUUUCUUUGAAAGAUUAUCACACGCAAAAGUUACUUGUGUUGCAAAACUAUAUCUCAAAAUUUUCAAAUAUGAAGGAGAACGAUUGGACAAUUACGCACAAGACAGUUAUUAAAGUUGCUAAACUGCUAGGAUUAGAAAAGUCAUAUGCAACUUUAUCUAUGUUAGAGCAGAUGAAAAACUUAAACGAAUUAGAACAACUUAUUGAUGAUGAUAAAGAUUUAAAUAUGGUGUCCGAAAAAUUUAAAAAUAUACAUAAGAUGUGCCUAUCAAUACUACAACAUGCUGCUGUAGACACAAACGUUGUAAAAGUUGUCAAAAACUUAAGUAUUUCGAUGUUAAAUACUUGUCAAGACAGUGAUUUACAAUCUGCAUUAAUGCUUUACACUUGUAUCAGUGCAUGCCCAAGUUUUUCUACCCAAGAUUGUUUUGAUGUAAAACAGAGACUUGUAACGCAAUCUAAUUGGAAAUUGUAUACAAUUUAUAAAGAUCAAGCAAUAUCUUUGGAUGAAAAAUUGUUGUCUCUGUUUAAAGGCGCAAUGUCUCUGCACUUAUAUCAUUCAAAUCAAAUCGACAGUAAUGAAAUCAUAAAGUACGAUGUAUGUAUUGACCAAAUGGAUCAAUGGCUAACUGGUUUCCUGGAAAAUAUGAGAAAGAUGCAACCUCAACACAACGAUUAUUCUUUACUGCAAAUUUUCAAAACGUUUUAUUUCAUGUAUCUUAGCACGUCUGUAAGAAACGAAAAGAUAUUAACGGAAAUGAAAUUUAUAUUAUCACAGCUUUUGAUGAAUUUAUUGAGAAAGUUAUGCACCGGACGAUCAUUCGAUCUGCAAUUAGGGCUAUCGGUUCUCUUUAUGUUAUCAGAACAAGAGGCGUGCAGUUGGCUUUCCACAGUUUCUACAUCAUUUCAGGCCGACCAUAUUCGGCAUUGUACAAUCUCAACUUUGGGAUAUGAAUAUUCGCGCUUGGGGCAAAAUCGAUCAUUGAUACAAACGUUUGAGAGUUACAAGCUAUUGCAUAUUUGGGCACAACGACUGUCACGUUAUUCAAUAACUUUUAAAGAAGUUUUAACAAAUAGUGCUUCGAGCAAAAGAAAAAUUUUACAGCAGAUCAUAAACAGUAAUAAAGAGAACGUGAUUCCUUUAUUAAAAGAUUAUUGUUGUAGCUUUGGAUUUAAUUUCAAUGAUUGCCUUUUGAAUUAUUUACAAAUAUUACUAAAAACGUGGAAUCCAACGAUAACCGUUUCGAAAACAAGCGCAAAUAAAGAGUUACUUAUCUGUAAAGAUGAAAUCGAUGAAUUAAGAAAGAAAUGUAAUGCAGUUGUUGCACAAAUGGAAGAUAAAUCCAUGUUGAAGCGAUGUAUCUUUACGUUAUGGGAACACAUCACAUUUUACCACUAUGAAGUGUUCAUUAUCCUAAUGGAUCUCAUAGGAGACAAAAAUAUGGAAAAGAGAAAUUAUCUUUGCUUCUUGCAAAAUUACACUCGGAGCGGGCUUCCUACACCAAUGGAACACGAUGAGUGGAUACAGCUUAAUCCUGGACAUAGUACGUUGCCGCCGAUAGCCCAAUGGAGACUUCCAUUCUUGCUUAAAGUCGAUAUUUGGAAAAUCAUUACACCUGAGUUGAAUUUAAGAACAUACGGCAAGUGGCUUGACAUCGCACCCGUACUUAAUUUGGAGGCACAUCUCAUAUGUACAUUAGCUAUUAAAGGUGAAGUGACACAAGUAUGGGGAAAUAAUUCUACCGCAUCGAAAGAUACUGCAUGGUCGCUUUAUCCGAAAAAUACCACGUUGCUCAAAGAUAUCAAGAAAUGUAUACAACGGAUGACAGAUUCAGAUGGAUUCUAUUAUGGUACUGCAGCAUUGUACUAUGUCGUAAAUCAUACACCUCCGGGUGCUGAUCGCGUUGCUGCCGCGAAAGAAUGUUACGAGUAUGCUCAGCUGGCGGCACAGAAUUCCACUAAAUUCGAAGAAGGAAUGUUAGAAAAAAUUAAAUCCAAAUAUUUGAGAUUUACGUCCGAGCAUAUUCUACGUACGUACGGAUUGGAGAAAGAUGAGUAUCUUGCUCUAAUCGAAAAUCCGUGCAAGCUGGUGUAUGAAUUGUAUAACGAAGAAAGCAUACCAUUACGAUAUCGAACUGCAACCAACUACAGACCCGAUAUUAACGCUGCUGUUAACGAGCUGGGUAAACUGUUCUCGUUGAAUACGAUAAAAUUGCGUAUGGAUUUAUUGGAAGAAUGGCUACAAUCUAAUGCCAGGUAUACCGAAUUGUCUCAAAGCUUUACAGAGACGUUUCUAGCGACGAAAGAGUCUGAUCAGAAUACCAACUAUGAAGAUAAUUUACUUAGGAUAUGUUAUAUGCUGGAAUAUGGAGAUAUGGAUUUGUUUGCACAAUUUCUUAUAAACAUAGGUUUCGGCAAUCGUCAUGGCGAGACUGAAUAUAGUUGUAACGUACGAUAUCGAGUAUUUCGAAUAUUGCAGACUGUCGUUGAUACUACAACGUUAGAGGAAUUGACCAAGCAAGAUAUAUGUACCUUUAGAAAGUAUAUGAAAUCGUUACAGUACGCCGGCAAAUUGGAAUCUUUAGGAUUAUGUUACAGCGUUGAUACGUUUGACACAUGUUGUAAACGAGAGCUUGUGCAGAUAUUAUGGAAAAGUCAGCGUCACUUGCCCUAUGCUCUUUCUGUUAUAGCGCAGAUUUGUAUUGAGUUUGAAAUCAACGAUGUUCUACUUUGGGACGAUACUUUGAGUCAGAUGACGAAAUUGCGAAUGGUGAGCGACUUAAAGAAAGUUUUAUUGCAAUUACGAAAUAAAAGUGUCAUUGUGAAUUGUAACGGUUACAAAACGGGAUGGCAAUUGAUUAUCUCUGAACCGUUCGGCGAGAUGGACAUAAAUCCGAAUCUGGAGAAAAUUGAUAAUUGCAUAGAGGCGAUUUGUCUGCUAUAUUCGUGUCCUGUGGCACAUGAAUUAGACUUCACCGCUAUCGUGAAAAAUUGUUUCCAAAGUAAACAGGCACACUUGGCUGCUGCACUUCUACCAUUUUUAAAUGAAUCUGAAAAAAAGUUUGUUUUAGAGGCUAUUAAUAAAAAAUCUCAAAUCAAAGAACUCGUAGAGGAUUUGAAUCGUUUAUCUUCUAAAGGAGUACUCACGGUUCCGCAUAGUCUCGCCAUGGUACAAAAAUCUAUACUGUAAAGGUCAAAUCGAGGAAAAAUCUUUUCUCUGUAUCAGAUCAGCUCGAAGAUAAAUUUUAUUAUAUUUGAUUGAGUUUUACUAUUAUUUGAUUGAAUUGUGACAUUA
Messenger RNA from Temnothorax curvispinosus, 6256 nucleotides. RefSeq names its product kinetochore-associated protein 1 (gene rod). Lineage: Eukaryota; Metazoa; Arthropoda; Insecta; Hymenoptera; Formicidae. Gene Ontology annotation, molecular function: small GTPase binding. The transcript is spliced from 31 exons. The record is from RefSeq and is a predicted model, not a curated record. Gene Ontology annotation, biological process: mitotic spindle assembly checkpoint signaling; mitotic sister chromatid segregation; protein localization to kinetochore involved in kinetochore assembly. Bases 50 to 6151 code for a protein of 2033 amino acids. Gene Ontology annotation, cellular component: RZZ complex; kinetochore microtubule; cytoplasm.